UUUGGACUUGCCAGUUCCGUUCCAGUCCACACGGCGGCAGUAGAGCGCCGCAAGGUGGUUUUCCAACUUCGAUCAAACCGUACAGGAAGAAAACAACAAUGUAGCCGAAGGGCUAAUGCUAAUAAGGAGGACGUAAAAUAUUACAGUUAGGCAUGUUUCUGAGGCAACUUUAUAUCGUAGACAAGCUAAAUUAAUUUAUAGAAACCCAAGAUAACGAAUAUUAGACCAUAGCGAAAGAUAAAACACAUCCAAGAAAUGCAGGCUGGUGAUUCGGUAGUUGGUGCAUCAAUGGGAGUAGGUGGUGUUCAGAGUCGGUCAGAGGAUGAGGACUCUCUUGGUGUAAAAGAUAUGAAGAGGACAGCAACACAAGCCUUUGGCAGUGGUGUACCCAAGCGGAGAAGCUCAUCCAGGUCAAUAAAGAGAAAGAAGUUUGAUGAUGAGCUUGUGGAGAGCAGUCUUGUGAAGUCCUCCAGUAGAGUCAAAGGCCCCCCUGUCAUAGAGCCUGUCCGCUGUUCGGGAAGUGAGCCUUCAUCUAGUGAGAAAAAAAAGGUGACAAAAACAGGUGCUGCUCUCACACCACCUCUCACAAUGGUGAUAAACCCUGCGCCCAUGGUCAAAAGAGUGAAGAAAAGCAAGCAGCCUUUACACAUAACUAAAGACUUGGGACGGUGGAAACCCACUGAUGAUCUACUACUAAUAAAUGCUGUGUUACAGACUACUGACCUAACGUCGGUUCAUUUGGGGGUCAAGUUUAGUUGCCGUUUUACUUUGCGGGAAAUCAACGAGAGGUGGUACGCUUUACUGUACGAUCCUGUCAUCUCAAAGCUGGCAUGGCAGGCCAUGCGGCAGCUUCACCCAGAAGCGAUUGCUGCCAUCCAAAGCAAAGCUCUCUUCAGUCAAGCCGAGCAGGCGCUGCUGGCCAAGAUUGGUUCGACUAGUCAGCCCAAACUGGACGUAUUUCAGGAGCUUCUAAGCAAACACCCUGGUGUCUUUCAUCCUUCACGAACGCCCAAGAGUCUGUUGGUGCACUGGCAGCUGCUUAAACAGUACUACCUACUGGAUGACCAGAGUGUACAGCCCCUCCCUAAAGGUGACCAAGUCCUCAACUUCUCUGAUGCGGAGCAGAUGGUUGAUGAUGUGAAGUUAAAGGAAAGUAGAGAUGAGGUGUUGGAACAUGAGCUGAUGAUUUCUGAUCGUCACCAGAAAAAGGAGAUCAGGCAGCUGGAGCAGGAGCUGCCUCGGUGGCAGGUUCUCGUCGACAGCAUCACAGGAAUGAGUAUGCCUGACUUUGACAACCAGACGCUGGCAGCAUUACGGGGAAGAAUGGUGCGAUACCUUAUGAGAUCGAGAGAGAUUACUCUGGGGAGAGCAACCAAGGACAAACAGGUAGAUGUAGAUCUGUCUCUAGAGGGGCCUGCCUGGAAGAUAUCAAGAAAACAAGGAGUUAUUAAACUGAAGAAUAAUGGAGACUUCUUCAUUGCUAAUGAGGGAAGGCGGCCCAUAUACAUUGACGGUAGACCAGUCCUGUCGGGCAACAAGUGGAAACUAAACAACAACUCGGUAGUGGAGAUUGCAGGUCUUCGCUUUGUGUUUUUAAUAAACCUGGAGCUCAUCUCACUAAUAAAAGCUGAAGCAGCCAAGAUGACACAGCAGUGAAAGCCAGCGUGGAGCAGCAGUCCACGGCAGCAGCUGUGGUGUUCCACACACGCUGCGCAGAGCCGCCCGGCUGCAGAGAACUGGACUGACAUCAGACCUGUUGAACCGGAAAUGUGAAUCUUAACUAGACUACAGCGAAGUCCCAGAACAAAAUGGUAACAGCUUAUGCGUCGUGUGUGGAUUGGCAAGUUGUAAUGUAGACACUUGUGGUAUUGCUCUGUUUUUUUCCAGAACAUUGUAUUUAAAUUCUUUAGGGAAGCCUUUUUCAACAUAUUAAACUUGUAUACGGAACAUCCUGAUGGUUUACUCAGUUCUUUUGGUGGGUACAUUUGUCAGUUUUAUAAAUUCUAGUGUUUGUUCACUCCAGGUCUUAAGGAGUUAACACAACAGAUCCCGUGUCAGUUGCAACAUAUACGUGAUUAUUGUACUCUGAAGAAUCAACUUUGUUCAGGAGUAGUUAUAUUCAUUUUGGGGAUUUUUCUUUUGUGUUUAUUCCAUAGCA
Molecule: messenger RNA, 2158 nt
Organism: Menidia menidia (Atlantic silverside)
Lineage: Eukaryota; Metazoa; Chordata; Actinopteri; Atheriniformes; Atherinopsidae
Source: the annotation of a GenBank genome assembly